UAUUAAAUAACUCUAUAUCUCUUAUCUUAUAAAAGAUAUUUAUUUCAAUAUCUCUUAUCUUAUAGAAUUUAGACAUGUCGUAUAAAACAAGUAGUACAAAAUAUAUCCUAGAGUUGCAAAACAAUCGUGUCUCAAUAGAAUUAUAAUCCACUGCAAAUACUAUCUGCUAUAUGAUUUCUCUCCUUUAUAAAUACCAGCGAUAUGCCUUCUCUUUUCACAUAAGCUUUUUAUUUAUUUGCAUUAAUCCAUUAUUCGUCGUGUUUUGUUUAAAGAGAGAAAAACAGAGAGGGAGAUGGAGCUUGAUUUGACACCACAGUUGGCGAAGAAGCUGUACGGCGGAGAUGGUGGCGCGUACUAUGCGUGGUGCCCUAACGAGUUGCCGAUGCUCCGCGAAGGCAACAUCGGCGCCGGAAAGCUCGCCCUUGAGAAGAACGGCUUUGCUCUGCCUCGAUACUCCGAUUCUGCCAAGGUUGCUUACGUGCUUCAAGGUAGUGGAGUAGCCGGUAUAGUCCUCCCGGAAAAAGAAGAAAAGGUGAUCCCAAUCAAGAAGGGAGACGCCAUAGCCCUCCCCUUCGGAGUAGUCACCUGGUGGUACAACAAACAAGACACGGAGCUAGUCAUUCUCUUCCUCGGCGACACCUCAAAGGCCCACAAAUCCGGCUCCUUCACCGACUUCUUCUUAACCGGUCCCAACGGAAUCUUCACCGGAUUCUCAACGGAGUUUGUUGGCAGAGCAUGGGACUUGGAAGAGAGCACCGUCAAGACACUCGUCGGCAGCCAAUCAGGAAACGGGAUUGUCAAGCUCGAUUCCACCUUCAAGAUGCCCGAGCCCAAAAUCGAGCACUACAACGGAAUGGCGUUGAACUGCGAGGAAGCUCCGUUGGAUGUGGACAUCAAGAAUGGUGGCAAAGUUGUGGUUCUCAACACUAAGAAUCUACCGUUGGUCGGUGAAGUUGGGCUCGGUGCAGAUCUUGUUAGGUUAGACGGUAGUGCAAUGUGCUCUCCAGGUUUCUCUUGUGACUCUGCUUUGCAGGUUACUUACAUUGUAAGGGGAAGUGGCCGUGUCCAAGUUGUCGGUGUCGAUGGGAAACGUGUGCUCGAGACGAGGCUUAAGGCUGGUGAUCUAUUCAUUGUGCCUAGGUUCUUUGUUGUCUCCAAGAUUGCUGAUCCCGAGGGUAUGGACUGGUUCUCCAUCAUCACUACUCCAAAUCCUAUUUUCACUCAUUUGGCUGGACGGACUUCAGUUUGGAAGGCGCUUUCGCCCGAAGUUCUACAGGCGGCUUUUAAUGUUCCGGCAGAUGUCGAGGAGAAAUUCACCUCAAAGAGGAAGGCUGAGGAGAUCUUCUUUCCACCACCAAAUUAAUGUAGCUUUAUUUUGAAUUUAUUUUUGGUUUUAGUUACAGGACAAAUAGUUAGAAGUACCAUUAGGUUAGAUUCUUUUCAGUUGAUUUUUAGAGUUUACUUCGGCUUUAUUUUAGGUUAAUUUCUUUUCACUUGCUACUCAGUUAUGCAACUUUUAUAUGGAA
This is a messenger RNA of Erythranthe guttata (spotted monkey flower), 1526 nucleotides long. The record is from RefSeq and is a predicted model, not a curated record. NCBI's taxonomy places the organism in Eukaryota, Viridiplantae, Streptophyta, Magnoliopsida, Lamiales, Phrymaceae.